AUGGCUAAUAUAAUGCCCAUUCCUCUACCUCCUCGAACACCUACACCUCCCCCUGACGAGAUGUCCUCGCCUCAGAAACCUGCAGCAUUCGAUCCAGAACCUCCAUAUGACCCGAGGUCACUGUCACCGCACCAGUACGAUCCCGAAUACAUGCCCUCACCUGGAGUCGCAUACUUCUCCCCCGCAACCCCUGAAAAACAAAGCGUGAAUAUCAAUGGAAAUGGAACAGGACCAUUCAACUUCCAGCCAUCGACGCUAGCCAAGUCUCCAGUGAUCAAAUCUAACAUCGGCCAGAGGCGCGGCCAUAAGUACAAACACAGCAGUGUCUCACACCAAAUUUUCCUUGAACCUCCUCCGCGGGCGCCUUUAGCGUUACCCAACUCACUUCCGAUUCCUACGUUCGCAGAAUGCCGAGCUAGCAUGACGAAAGAUCAAAAGGUUCGCUUCUACUGGAGCAUCUGUCACAUGGCUAUCGCAGGCUACACGGCAUGGAACGCGCAUGGUUCGUCUGCAAUGGAAGCUCUAUCGCACUUGAUCUUUUAUGACUCGUUGGGAGCAUUGUUGUGUGUCUUGGUGGAAGUCCUUUCCAAUUUCGAAGUAUGGGGACGGUCAAGCGUACGGCAUCCGUUCGGUCUACAACGUAUGGAAGUCAUUGCUGGAUUCGCCCUCUCUGUCCUGUUGAUUUUCUUUGGCUUCGACCUUAUCUCGCACAACGCAAAGCACGCCCUGGAAGGUAUUGGGCACGAGCCUCACCAUCCACACAUACACGAACAAGUCACAGCUGGCACCGUCGACGUGACGGCGAUACUAGCUCUCGUCGCAACAUUGAUCUCCGCAGUGGGCCUACAGAAUCACGCACGAAUAGGGAAAGCGAUGCGUUUCGCAGCCAUGGAGAAUCUGCCAUCACUACUUAGCAACCCUUGUCAUUUUCUGACACUCUCUUGUUCGGCAACAGUCUUACUACUCCCUCUUCUCGACCUUCACACCUAUGAAUGGGUGGACAAAGCCCUGUCACUGAGUAUCGCAUUUUCCAUGCUCUUUUUGGGCUUCCACCUUGGCCGCAAUGUUGGUUCGAUGCUCCUGAUGUCACUGCCCUCGAAAUCCGCCUCUGCUCUAUCCGAAGUCGUGGAGACGAUUGAAUCCGACCCCUUGGUGCGAGCAGUCGAACAAGCCAAGUUUUGGCAAGCACACUAUGGCACAGGUAUGGCGAAUCUGCGACUCCGAGUCGUUGGUAGCGAAGAGAACCUGGUGAAGCUCAGGGAACGGAUCACGAGUAUUGUGCGGAACAAAUUGAGCGGCGGGUAUGGUUUGGGAAGCAGUGGCCAGAAAUGGGAAGUAAGCGUCCAGUUCAAAGUCGAAGCGGAAACGGCGAUGAGUGCAAGUCAUAGUCAUUUCAUGAGUCCUCAGUCAUGGGUGGGAAUGACGACUUAA
Molecule: messenger RNA, 1431 nt
Organism: Fonsecaea erecta
Lineage: Eukaryota; Fungi; Ascomycota; Eurotiomycetes; Chaetothyriales; Herpotrichiellaceae
Exons: 2
Coding region: 1-1431 (476 amino acids)
Biological process (GO): transmembrane transport; zinc ion transport; intracellular zinc ion homeostasis
Cellular component (GO): membrane; Golgi apparatus
Molecular function (GO): zinc ion transmembrane transporter activity
Source: RefSeq, a predicted model, not a curated record